Paramuricea clavata is the source of this 2352-nucleotide messenger RNA. The record is from the annotation of a GenBank genome assembly. Lineage: Eukaryota; Metazoa; Cnidaria; Anthozoa; Malacalcyonacea; Plexauridae.
AUGCCCGGAAAAUCUUGUCGUGAUAUUUCAGCAAGAAAAUGUGUUGGCGAUGGAAUUUAUUGGAUUUCCUUAAACUCAAGUAAGAAAUAGCAGAGCCUUUCAUAACAUAGUUUAUCAAUUUGUAACUUUAUCGCAUCCGUAGAAGUAGAAUUUAGUGAUUUAAUUAUUUCUCGAAACUACAAUCAUGCGGAGCGAUCAUAGAAAAGCGGUCAAUUUUUAGCUUAAUUAAAUAACUUUUAACAUCGAGAAAAAUGAAGACAAUUAGCCUUUCUCACGAUGACGAAUACCCGCCAUUUUUGGGUGGCAUCCAAUUCUCGUUAACCAAUGCAGACAAUUAAAACAAUGUGAAAAGCAAUAUUUCAAAAUAAACUAACCAUUUACAAAGCAAACUUACCAUAAUUUGUCAAAAGAAUUAUAAAAAGUCGCUGUUAUGUGGACUUAUCUCGCAGACCUCGGCUGAAAUGCCACCCAAAAAUGGCGGCGUGAGAAAGGCUAAUUUGUUGCGCCCGUUAUCUGGCCAUGCAAAGACAUUAUUAGGAAUGAAGUGACAUAAUACUUGAGCUUACUUCAUCUUGCAGCAGCUUCUACAGCAUUUCCAGUAUUCUGUGAUAUGAAAAAUGGAGGUAAGACUUCACAUAGAAUUCUAGAAUUUCGUAGAUUCUAAGAAAUCUCAUAAAAUUGAAGAUUUCUAUAAGCAGGACAGACUUAAGGUAAAAUAGUCUACAUUCAUAGACAAAUUUGGCUAACGUUGUUUACAUCGUUGCUACCCAAUUCCCAACUUUAGAUACUCACAUGCCUAGUUACUAUUGUUCUAGUUUACAGAAACAUAAAAUAGGACAAAGGUAACUAAGCAUUAGAAUUAUGUAUAAGAGUUAUUUACUCAUGCACAGAUAAUUCUGAAGCAUAAAAUUAUCUAUAUAUGCUUCUGUAAAGCAGAACAAAUUAGCUAGGCAUGUGAGGGACCUACCAAAAGUUGUAAAUUGUGCAUAAACAAACGUUAGCCAAAUUUGUCAAUUACUCCCAAACACUUAACAUUCUAACAUGGGGGAAAAUAGACAAAACGUUCAACAUAGAACAAGUUUUAGCAUUUCCAUAGAACGCAUGAGCCGGAAACAAUUUCCUUUUUCAGGGCGCGGGAUCCAACAAUUUGUACUGAAAAUUAUUAGUGUUUUAUUAACUUUCUAUUCCUCAGGUUGGACCCUAAUAUUCAAGGGCAUUGCGGGUGUGCCUGGAAUUGUGUCAGAUAUCUGGCAAAGUCCGUCUACAUUUAACGAAAAUUCACUGAAAGCUUUGAAUAUUGAGAACUGUUUUAAAAAUCAUUACAAAAAUAGAAUUGUCCAAGAAUGGAGUACUUUUAGCCCAACGCAGGUAAAAAGAAAGUAUUUAUUCCAGCCAAACUAUUCAUCCUGGCCAAAUUAUUUUUCCUGGCCAAUCUAUAUUCAUGCUGGUCAAACUAUUCGUCCUUCCACUGAAUACCUCCAUGCCAGCUAUAAUCUAUUCUGGGCAGUCUUGGCAUCGUCUUUUCUACAGUAGGUUUCAGUCUCUUUCUACAACAUUUCGCAUGUCAUGGGAUGGCUUACGGCUUACGAGAUGACAUGGAGGCUGUAGGGAACUUGUACUGGCCAGUAUAUAUGUUAAAAGAAGCCCUGGCACAUCAUAACAAUUCUUAAUUUGUUUAAGGCUCGUAUUGUCCUGUAUUCUCGCGGUAAAGAAGACGUGGUCUUGACGUUCAGUACACAAAAUACAAACAACAUGAAUUGGUUUACAGAAGCAAAUCUUCAAACCUCACCUUGGCAAGAUAUUCAUGAAAAAGUUAACAAUUAUUUCAGCGUGGUUGGUUAUUGUCCUGCAGAUAGAGGCUGUCGUGAUUUUUAUAUCAAUCACCAACAUGGUGGUUGUCCUGGGGAUAUUGGAUGGUUAACCAUUGGGAAUAUAUACCAGGGAUGUGACUGGGAAAAGAAACAUGGAAUGACUUCAUUUCUCUAUAGUAAAAAGACAAGUAAUGUCAACUGGAACGUUUACGGUGAGUUUAUUUGUUGGCAAUAAUCUUAAAUAAAUCUUAAAUCUUGAUUAUCAUUAAUUCCCUGUCCAGGUUGACGGCUGCGUGUAGGAAUACCACAGUAUUCGAAAUUUACAACUCCAAAACCCUUCAACAAUUAGUUCUAUCUGUUAAUUAAUGGCUGAUAUUUACAUAUAACAGUUACUGUAAGUCUGUAACCUAUUGUUUAAAUUUCUUCCAAGCAGAACAAGAAAUCCAGCCCGCAGUCUUGAUAAUAAAUAUUUGUAAUAUUUUCAAAUGUUGUUUCAGCUGAUGUUGGUGCCUCAGAAGUGUUUGCAGUUUAUCUUCGUUAG